Molecule: messenger RNA, 787 nt
Organism: Pocillopora damicornis (cauliflower coral)
Lineage: Eukaryota; Metazoa; Cnidaria; Anthozoa; Scleractinia; Pocilloporidae
Product: neuronal pentraxin-2
Source: RefSeq, a predicted model, not a curated record
UGAGAACUGGCUUUGCAAUAAUAGUGGAAAAUGCAUUCCUGACUUUAAACAAAAUGAUCAUCUCUGCAAUUGUACACCGGAUUUUACUGGGAAGCAUUGUGAUACAUUUGCAGAUUACGCCUUUGAAUUUUCGCGUAAAGGAACUAGUGACUAUAUCAUCAUCACAAGUAGUAUGCCAAGCCUUACAGCAGUGGCUGUUUGUCUCUGGAUGAAAACCGCUGAUACCGACAAUGAAGGAACACAACUGAGCUAUGCUGUUCCUGGAACACACAACGAAUUGACUUUGUGGAACUAUAAGAAAUUGGGAUUAUCUGUGGGAGGAAGAAGAAGUUCUUCUUCCGUCUCUGCCAACGAUGGAAAGUGGCACCACAUCUGUGUUACUUGGGAGAAUAACUCUGGAUCCUGGAAACUGUUCAAAGAUGGCUCCGUUGCGGCUUCUGGGACAAGUCUCAAAACUGGUCAUGUAAUUCGUGGUGGAGGAGCCCUAGUACUAGGACAAGAGCAAGACUCAGUGGGGGGAUCCUUUCAAUCCUUUCAAAGUUUCAUUGGUGAAAUGACAGGUGUCAAUAUCUGGAAUCACGUGAUUCUUGACCACGAAAUCGCACGCAUGUCGCAGUCGUGCCUGACAGGGGUGGGGAACGUGUUUCAAUGGCACGACUUCAAGGCUCACGUGAAAGGUUCAGUGAAGAUAAUUAAGCCGUCGUGUUAAAGCGAAGAAACAUUUGUAAGAGAUAUGUAAGCAAUGCGGAAGAUGUGAGUUUAGAAUAAACUUUGAAAACUGUGUUUU